GGCUGGGAGGCAGAGAGUAGACACGAGACAGACACACAGAGACAAAGAGAGAGACAUAGAAAUACUGAAAGAGUCCAUCAGAAAAAGAGACAGAAACAUAGAAAGGGGGACAGAAACACAUAGAAAGAACCAUUUCAACCAGAUCGUUGACUACCCUCACACACUCUGGUUCUCUUAUCCUGAGCGAGAAGCCAGCCAGUCAGCCAAUCGUCCAACAUGUCGGGAGGAGGCAGUUUCGUCUUCACCCCCAUGGCCCUGCGCUCCCUCCAGCUGGACAAGGACAUGCUGGAGAGAGACAAGUACAAGAAGCAGCUAGCCAGCCACCAGCUCAACGGCUACAUGCUGAAGAAAGAGGCCAGGGACAGGGUAGUCCCUGCACCUACGAGGACCUGCACCUAUGUUAGACCCCCAGCUGUGUGCCAUGACCUGGUCAUCCAGAACGCAAUCUAUACUGGGGAUGCGGACGCUGUGCAGCGAUUCUUCCCCAGGGGUGUCACGUCGAACCUCAUCAUCGAACCCCAGGGAGGGGACAUGCGCUGGGUGGCCAGGGGGGAAGGACUGUGGUCUCUGACCUAUGAGCAGCAGCUGACAACCCCACUCCACAUUACAGCCGGCCGGGGGUUUGUUGACUGCCUGAGGCACCUGCUGCAGCGCGGGGCCAGCGUAGACCUAGCCCCUGGGGGCAGCACUGCCCUCCAUGAGGCCUGCCAGAAUGGCCAGCCCCAGUGUGUAAAAUUGCUGCUGUCCCAUGGUGCCAACUCCAACGCUGUCAGUGAAGAUGGGCUCAUGCCCUUGCACGUGUGCACCAGUCCUGAGUCCCUAGUGUGCGCCAAACACCUGCUCCAGUUUGGCGCUGCAAUCAAUGGGCGGAGCCUCGGCGAGGAUAACACGCCGCUACAUGUGGCGGCACAGAACGGGCUCCCGGGUCACACGGAGCUGUACCUGCACUACGGCGCCGCCCUGGAGAAGCGGAAUGACGAUGGUCUCACGCCACUCAACGCUGCUUGCUCACAGCCACAGGAGAAGGGCGAUCUGGAACGCUACACCAAGGUAUGUGAGCUGCUGCUGACGGCGGGAGCUGACGUCAACACAGAGGACCAGGACAAACAGUCCCCGCUCCACAUGGCCUGUAAGAACAUCAACCCGGGCGUGGUGGAUCAUCUUCUAGCCCACGGAGCCUGUGUCAAUACCAUGUGUUACAGUGGAAACGCCCCCAUGCAAAACGUCCUCAAGGUGGUGGCCUACAAGGCGGAUCACAAGCCAGAGAGGGUAGUUCGCUCUCUGCUCAACCACGGCUCCAUCAGGGUGUGGCCUGGAGCACUGCCCGAGGUGCUAAAGUAUUGCUGUGUCUCCCCACGCACCAUUGAGGUUCUUCUGAAUGCGUACGACCGCCUCAAGGUCACAGAUGACUGGGUGGAGGCUGUUUCACCUGAGAUGUUUAAGGAACACAAGGGGUUCUAUGAAUCCGUCUUCUCCCUGCAGCAUACCCCUCGCUCCCUACAACACCUGGCUCGAUGGAAGUUCAGGAACUACCUAGAUGGGCACGUGCACAAGGUGGUACCACAGCUAGACCUGCCCACCUUCAUCAAAAAUUUCCUGCUGCUGGAGUUCAGAGACUAUGUCCACUGAGUCAGAGAUAGAGCCAGGAUGUAUAUAAGCCCUAAACACUAAAUAUAUUGUGAUACAUGGUAUGAUAUGGUUAGAAUGCCCAGCAAUAUAGAGCUCUGUAUUGUAUGUACACUCAGGACAAACACUAGGAAUUCAGUCUGUCUGUGUUAGUUUUUGCAGAGUGACACAGAAGGAGGAUCAUCAUCAUAGACCUACAGAUGGUGGUACUACAGUAAGUACUACCGCUCCUGGAUCCAUUAUCCUCGAGAUUGCAGUGUGAGUAGUGCUCAGUAAAUGGAUAACAUUAUCUACAACAACAUAUGACAAAAUGACGUUUUGGACAUCAGUUGUGUCUCUACAAUUGAUUGUAUUCAUUUUAUUACUAUUUUCGUUGACAAUUCAAAUGUCUUUUGCGUUACAGCAGAACCUUGUUAAUCUGAGUCACCACAAGGGGGUGCUGUGGUCUUCAAACGACAAAAUGAGAUGUACUUUAUUGGAUGGCUGGCUUCCUUCUGUUUUUUUGUUCUAUUUUAUUUGUUGAAGAAGCGUCACGUGUAACCUUUUUUAUGUAUAGUGCUAUCAAUGGCACUGAAAUGUUCAUACGUAAAGUAAUCUUACGUUGAAGGAGUACAAGGACAUCGUUUACAUAUUUUGAUAUUGAGAUUUUUUUCCAAAAUAAUCAAAUUUCAGAGAAAAAUAGAAGACUAUUGUUUGGCUAAGCACCUUGUCAUGUAAUGGAGGUUGUCCCACCUAGCUAUCUUAAAAUGAAUGCACUAACUGUAAAUCGUUCUGGAUAAGAGCGUCUGCUAAAUGACAAACAAAAAAAUAUUACAAAAUGUAUGAUCAAUGUCAAUAUGAUUUUAUGGAUAUAUAGUAAGUAUUUGGUAGAGAAUUACUAUUACUUUUUAAAUUAAAUGAAUCCUAAAUGAGCAAAUGUAUGUGAUACAUGUUUAUUGCUGAUAACUCCUUUCCUUUAUGUCAGAAUAUUUGUC
This is a messenger RNA of Oncorhynchus gorbuscha (pink salmon), 2600 nucleotides long. RefSeq names its product ankyrin repeat and SOCS box containing 10 (gene asb10). Gene Ontology annotation, cellular component: membrane; synapse; axon initial segment. The coding region runs from base 217 to 1629 and encodes 470 amino acids. Gene Ontology annotation, biological process: intracellular signal transduction; neuronal action potential; negative regulation of delayed rectifier potassium channel activity. Gene Ontology annotation, molecular function: transmembrane transporter binding. NCBI's taxonomy places the organism in Eukaryota, Metazoa, Chordata, Actinopteri, Salmoniformes, Salmonidae. The transcript has 7 exons. The record is from RefSeq and is a predicted model, not a curated record.